AUGUUUGUGACUCGCAAGAACUCACAGAAAGUGGUGGAGACAGCGAAUCUCGUGGAUGGACUUCACUGGCUUCGUACGACUCAACGAUCAGCGAAUGUGACAGCACGUGGAACCAGCUGUGCUGAUCUACAUGCGCGAAUGGGUCACGCUCCACUCGACGUACUUCGCAAGAUGGUCAUGACCAACGUGAUCAAGGAUAUUAUUGUCCCUCUUAAGUCGAAUGGAGCAACUGCAUGUCGAGGGUGCCAACAAGGGAAAAUGGUCCAAAAACCAUUCCCAAGCAAACGCGACAAGCGUAACUACGAUACGUUCGAGCUGAUUCACCUGGACAUAUGGGGCCCAUGGAAAACGAUUCGCUCGGUGUCAGCGGAUAAUUGCUACUGA
Messenger RNA from Peronospora matthiolae, 384 nucleotides. Lineage: Eukaryota; Oomycota; Peronosporomycetes; Peronosporales; Peronosporaceae. The record is from the annotation of a GenBank genome assembly.